Perkinsus marinus ATCC 50983 is the source of this 2751-nucleotide messenger RNA. RefSeq lists its product as hypothetical. Lineage: Eukaryota; Perkinsozoa; Perkinsida; Perkinsidae. The record is from RefSeq and is a predicted model, not a curated record. Gene Ontology annotation, biological process: Golgi organization; intracellular protein transport; retrograde vesicle-mediated transport, Golgi to endoplasmic reticulum. Bases 1 to 2751 code for a protein of 916 amino acids. The transcript has 21 exons. Gene Ontology annotation, cellular component: COG complex.
AUGGUGUUGCCAGCCCGGCCGGUAGCAGCUGGUGGUCCAACGAGAGACGAUAUUCUGAGGCAGCUGGCGUCGAGUCUGUCGGAGCACGGCAGUACCGCUGAAGACUUUGAUGAAGUGGAAUGGCUGAUGGAGGAGUUGGGGAAGGGAGGCAGGGCAGGGAUGAGCAUGGACGCGAUACUAGCACGAUUAAAUUCUAACCUCAAUGCCUUAGCCCAGGAGACAUCAGCGAUGAUAGAUAGUGAGAGUUCACAGUUGAUGUCGGCAGUACCGGCUGUCAUGCAUGAUUUGCAAUGCAUGAAGGGGGACGUGUCCAAGGGGGAGGGGAGGUUGGCGAAACUAGUGGGGGAGUUGGGAAGUCGGGAUAAGGAGGAGCAGCGCCAGACGCAGCUGUUCAUUGCUAAAGUCGAUAGUGGGAAGGGGAAAUUACAGGCAGCGAGAACUGCACUGGGAGAGGCAUACAAUUGGGAUGCGAGGAUACGGGAAUUGGAUAGUCUGCUGCAUAGGGGAGAGUUUAGGGAGUUUAAGGGGAAGAUGGGGGAGAUCAGGGAAGCCCUUGAUGGUGGCUUGAAGAUGCUGCCGGACUAUGAAGACCGAAGGCAAGAAAUAGAGUCGAUGCAGAUGAGCCUUCAGAGGGAAGUUAGAAGGAAGGUGGGCUCGGCUAUUGACAGAUGCAAUUCUAAGCAGUUGAGAGUUUGUUAUGAUGCGUAUCGAGAUGAUAUGAAUGUUGGGAAGGGUGGCCUGGAGGAGUUCGAGGAGGCGGUGUGUGCUGCUAUGAAUAAUGUGGUUCAAAGGAAGUGGACGGCAUAUUUACAGUCAUCAUCGUCAUCUUCGGCAACUAGCAGUGAUCUGGAGGGUGUAGAUGCAGUGUUGUCGGAUAGUGAGGAGGAGGAUGGGGGAAGGGGAGGGGACGAUGGAGUUGACGGGGUUAUCGGCUUCUUCCAUGCCUUGGCGGAGGCCCUAGUAGAGCGGCUGGAGACGCUGGCGGGUGUGAAGGAUGGUGAUGGUCUGCUGAUGAGGAAGUGCAUCUUAUCGGCUAUGAAGGAGUUAUUCGGCCCGUGGGCACCGCGCUGUAAGGCUCUACCAGGCCGACCCAGGGAGUUCCUAUAUUCCCUAACACGGGGAUUUAAUCACUUGAAGCGGAAGAUGCACUUUGAAGAUGACGAGUGGUCUCGUAUAUGCGCUCAGAAGUUGGUGGAUAGCAAGUUGCUAGAGAGCCUAGUUCCGGGACUGUUUCUCCCUGUUGAGGGAGGUGGCGGUGUGAGGAAUCCACUGAGUAGUGAGGAGGAGAUGGAGGAGGUAGAGGAGGAAAGGAGGAGUAGGUUGAGCUUAGCUGAUGGGCUCAUCUCAUUGGAGACUAGAGUGAUGAAAUACCAGACGGCUAUAGUGAGGUCGGGAAGUGCUGGGCUCGAAGGCUCAUUGAGUGCGGCGGCGCUUGCUCCUCUUUGGUCGAGGGAAGUUCAUCAACUGUCGGUAGAUCAGAGCAUGGGCUCCCUGCGUGUGGGCGCGGAGGAGUUCAAUAAUCAGCUGAGGAGUAUAGCGAGGAAGGCUAGUGAGAAGGCUGAGGAGGGGGAAGUUGAGGACGCCUCGGUGGGGGUCAUUUUGGCAUCCAUUGCUGAUGGUGAUGACGAGCAUGAGGUGGCUACUACUACUGCUGCUGUUGAUGAGGUCUGUCAGCGAGUGAAUAAACUCAUCGUGGAGGGGCUGUGUUCGCCGAUUAGUAAGAGGAUUUUGAAAGGCUAUGGUACACUGGCGGUAUGGUCUGAAAGUAGUAGUAGUCGAGGGCAGCAAGGAGGAGCCAUGCCCUCUGCUAGUGUCACCUCCCUCUCUGAGCAACUAUUCCUAUAUGUACCAUACCUGAGCAAGAAGGCUAAGGAAGGAGAGGAUGAUGUACUCCGAUCUCAGUGGGUGCCGGCAGUGUUCCGGAGGGCGGCUCAGACCAUCAUCACGGAGAUCGAUAGUGGUAUCACUAUCAUCACCGAAUCUGGGCUAAGGCAACUCAAUACUGACCUGAGAUUUGAUGAUGGGCGGAGGGGAAGUAUAUGUAUCGACUGUAGUUACUCUUUGAAGAUUAUAGUGUCGUUGUGGAACGGGUGUCGUCCAGAAGAGGAAAUGCCGGAGGCUGAGGAUAUGAAGAAGUGGAUACAUGCUACCCAGGUACUUCUGGAGACUUCUUCGGUAGGGGCGGUUGCUGAAGCCAGGGAUGACCCAAUCGUACUGAAGCUAUCGAAGGCUCUAGAGGGCGCACACGCCACUCCCCGUAAGGAAACAGGGAAGAGCCCACGUGUUAAAGUGAUGAGGUUCCAAUCGUAUACCCCUCAAGCGGAGGCGUUGAAGGACUUGAAGAAGGAGCCGGUGUCAGCGGAGCCGAUAGAAGAGGAGCUGAAUGCUGAGUUGGACCAAGUCAUGGACUAUGCCCAGAUAGAGGAGAAUCGCGCAUCGAUUUUGCCCCGUCGGCCUAAUUGGGAUUUGAGACGAAUGUAUGCUGAGCGGACAAGUCAUUUGAGCAAGCAGACUGAGAGGUGUCUGCUCCGCUUGAUGCAGGAGGAGAUUCGGAAGGCCGAAGGAACUGAGGCCACCACUGGAGAGGCCAACACCCCUACUGCUGGUGGGGUAGCUAGCGAGUCGGAGGAGAUGGAAGUGACUGAGGAGGAUAAGGAGUUCAGGCACUUGGCGCGAACCUUCCAUGGCAAGCCUGCUGCUAUUUCUGAGGGGGAGCUGGAGGAAGAAGUCCGGCCUCAGACUAGGACGUAG